AGAAGAAGAUGAAGAAGAAGAAAAGGCAGGAACGACAAGAGGAGAGAGAGAGGGAAAUAGAUGGAGAGGGGUGAUAGCUUAAUCGCAAGAGGUCCGACUCUCUGCGUGCCUUUGAACAGAACGGACCGUGGUGGUGCAGCGUGCGUGCAACUACCGAAAGUGGAACCACUUUUUUGACAGAGAACUCGCUCGUGUAUACCGUCUCCUGUGAUCCAGUGGAUCAGAUCCACUCGCAACAGGACAGUGAACACGGGUACGCGCGGAAAACGACACCGGACAAUUUCCCGUUCGAUCAACGGUAACCGAAUUCACCGCCGACUGGGGAACGUAUGCAUUUUCGAACGUACGCGUUUAUUAAUCGGCCAGGUGAUAUCCGAUCGAUCGGUUACUAUCGACAUUCUGAUCGUGUCGGUGAAUGGUGCGGCGAUCGUGAUUUUUACGAAUGUUCCUCGGUCCUGUGGCUCCAGAGAUGGGCGAUAUCUGACCCGUGUAAUACAUAACGAAUAAAACCAACGUACGUAUAGACUCGCUGGCGGAAAGGAAUUGACUCGAAAUUUGUGCGAUUCCAAGAUAUGACCCACGACUACGGCUACCAUGCGAGUUAAGGAAACAUAAACGUUUGUAACGAGGGCUCCAGUUCGGGAGCAAUGGCCACGCAGUCCGACGAUCCGUACCCGGAAAUCAUCAAUUCCACGGACAGAAGGAAAACCACUAGUUUCCCCAUUCUGUUGGCCAGGUUUCUCUCGAUUUACUGGAAGUCGAUACUGAUUGUGAUAUGGCCACUGAUCCUGUUGCCUGUCAUCGUCUUCGAGACUACCGAGGUGAUAGCGAUGCGGUGUCUAUAUGUGAUUGGUUUGAUGGCAUUGUUCUGGAUGACCGAAGUGCUUCCCUUACCAAUCACAGGUCUGAUUCCCGUUUUUCUUUAUCCGCUGAUGGGUAUAAUGACCACGAGCGAUACUUGCGCUUGCUACAUGAACGAUACCACGAUGAUGUUCAUCGGCAGUAUGGUGAUAGCGAUCGCCAUCGAAAACUCUGGUAUACACAUGCGGGUGGCACUGCUAAUCAUUAAAACGAUCGGUUGCAGUCAUCGAAGGUAAUUUUCUAGAAUUCACAAUGGGGGCAUCUAGACAGGCAC
Molecule: messenger RNA, 1135 nt
Organism: Hylaeus anthracinus
Lineage: Eukaryota; Metazoa; Arthropoda; Insecta; Hymenoptera; Colletidae
Product: protein I'm not dead yet-like
Exons: 4
Coding region: 648-1097 (149 amino acids)
Biological process (GO): citrate transport; monoatomic anion transmembrane transport
Cellular component (GO): membrane
Molecular function (GO): succinate transmembrane transporter activity; citrate transmembrane transporter activity
Source: RefSeq, a predicted model, not a curated record